Molecule: messenger RNA, 2266 nt
Organism: Sphaerulina musiva SO2202
Lineage: Eukaryota; Fungi; Ascomycota; Dothideomycetes; Mycosphaerellales; Mycosphaerellaceae
Product: Nop domain-containing protein
Exons: 2
Coding region: 88-1926 (612 amino acids)
Biological process (GO): mRNA splicing, via spliceosome; spliceosomal tri-snRNP complex assembly
Cellular component (GO): U4/U6 x U5 tri-snRNP complex; precatalytic spliceosome; U4 snRNP
Source: RefSeq, a predicted model, not a curated record
UGCCACGCCGACAGUCAUCUACCACAAUCCUACCGCUGGUCAAUAUCUCGUGUGCAGCAGCGCCUUGUGCGCUCCGUGUCCCCGACCAUGGCCACUGUUGCCGAUGAGUUGUUGAACGACUUUGGCGACUCGGGCGACGAAAACGAUGAGCACGCCGUAGAACAUGAGUUCCAUUUGGGCGAUACGCAAGAUGAGCACGCCGCCGGCUCCCAGAAUGGCGAUAUGGACCUCGACGGCGACGAGGAAGCGGUGGGCGAUGAUGGAGGAGGCAGCGACGGAAACGUACCGGGCCAUCUCAAGAUGGACGAUGACGAGACCGCGGAGGAGACCAAGGCGCGCGUGGAGAAGCUGGAGUUGCAGAGCGUGACUGAUGUGCGUAGCGUUGCUGGUCUGAUGAAGCAGUUGGAUCCUCUGCUGAAGGACAUUGACCACUACAAGAGCUUGCCACCGGGGCAGGAAACGCGGAACAUUGGCAACAUCGAGGAUAAUCCCGAGUACAAGCUGCUCACGCAAUCGAAUACGCUGUCCACGCAGAUUGAUGGGGAGAUCAUCCUGGUGCAUAAGUUCAUUCGCGAUCACUACUCCGUCUGCUUUCCGGAGCUUGAGACUUUGGUCCAGAAUCCACUGGAUUAUGCCAAGGCUGUGGCAAUCAUUGGCAACGGGCCCAUGGAGGACAUCAAAGCCAUCAGCGAGAAGACGGACAAUCUCGUUGGGCAGUCACUGAAGCAAGUGCUCGACAGCCCGUCUCUCAUGGUCGUUACACUCGAGGCGACUAAUACUGCCGGAACACCUUUGCCCGACAACGAGCUGGCGACCGUGCGAAGGGCAUGUCAAAUGGUACUGAGGUUGGACAGCGCGAAGCGAACGCUCACGGACUACGUGCAAUCUCGCAUGUCGAUGUUUGCCCCCAAUCUCACUGCGCUCAUCGGAUCUUCCACUGCGGCACAGCUCAUCAACUAUACCGGGGGCAUCAUAGGUCUGGCAAAGACACCAUCUUGCAAUAUUGCUCCAUUAGGCAACAAAAAGAGCGCUCGUGGCGUAGGUCUUGCAACCAACGUUGGCAUCCGAAACCAAGGAAUUCUCUUUAAUAACGACAUCAUUCGACAAAUACCUCAAGAUCUCAAGGUCCAAGCCAUGAGAAUUCUGUCUGCGAAGAUCGUGCUCGUGGCACGUACAGACAGCAUACAUGCCUCACCCUCAGGGGAGUACGGUCUGCAGAUGGCCGAGGAAGUGGAACGACGAGUCAACAAGCUGUCGGAGGCACCGCCGAAUAGUGGAAUACGAGCACUUCCCGCGCCAGAUGACAAACCUAGUAGGAAGCGCGGGGGUCGAAGAGUGCGCAAGAUGAAGGAAGCGACCGCGAUGACUGAUUUGCGAAAGGCCCAAAACAGAAUGGCUUUUGGUAAGGAAGAAGCUGAAGUCGGCUUCGGAGACAGCUCCAAGGGGCUAGGCAUGAUUGGUGCGCAAGAUGACGGCCGUGUGCGUGCUACACAGAUCGACCAACGCACCAGAGCAAAGUUGUCCAAAAAGAACCAGGGCUGGGGUGAUGCCACUCCAGCGAAUUCCAGUGGUACGACGACAUCACUGCGAGGCUUCCAAGGUGGCAUCGCAAGUCAAGGCGCUCUCAAGGCACAAGGUCUUCGAGCUGCGGGCGUAGGCAGCGGGCUCAAGACCAAUGUUGGGGGCUCUGGUGGAACUGCUACGAAUGUCGCCUUCACACCGGUACAAGGCAUGGAACUGAUUGACCCUCGCAAACGCGAAGAAGCCAACCGCAAACGCAAAGCCGAUGAAGACCGAUGGUUCAAGAACGGCACGUUCACUCAAGUUGGUGGAGGUAGCAUGGCACCUCCCCCAGUUCCGAAGAUCGAUUCUAGCGGUUUCAAGGUCCCUGCUCUACCCGUUAAGAAAGCGAAGACUGGAGGUUGAAUCAGCUGUAAAAGGACGAUGGGCCCUUUCAACCGGUUUCGACAUUGGACCUCGUCCGACUCUGCGAGCUUCAAAUGAAUGGCGGGGAUUCGAACGGGAGCAGAGUGGCGCUGAUCAUCCACGAGUAUCAUAGGUGAUCUGAAGAGAUGGGCAAGGCCACAUAGUCAUGUGCCCUGACUUACCCACAUCCAUAAUCAAAAAAGACAUGCGCACGGGCUGACGAAGAAUUGUCACAGUAGACAGUCGUUCCCGAAAAUUGCGUUACGCAUGGAUAAUCGUUAUGACUGAUCAGUGAUCACCUCAUUAUUUCAUACAGAUAUCAUCCAGUCGUAUCUAGAGC